Messenger RNA from Rhinocladiella mackenziei CBS 650.93, 504 nucleotides. RefSeq lists its product as uncharacterized. NCBI's taxonomy places the organism in Eukaryota, Fungi, Ascomycota, Eurotiomycetes, Chaetothyriales, Herpotrichiellaceae. Bases 1 to 504 code for a protein of 167 amino acids. The record is from RefSeq and is a predicted model, not a curated record. The transcript has a single exon.
AUGGCUGGAAUCAAGCUGCAGCCAACCCAUCCACUGGCAAUGAUAUGUCGACAACUAGCACAAGACAAUGGAUGGGGAGCGGUUUCAGAAACAGCACUGAACCUUUCACGGGAUUUGUUCGUCAAGAAUCUUGGUCGAGGGCACAGUGGGACGUUUGCCGUCCAUCGAUCAUUGAUCUGUCUCCUCCCUCGCGACAAACAACUUGAGGCGGCGAAGCGACUGUGUGAGGACUUGGUCAAUAGUGCGGAGCAAGAACUGGUCGCACAAUCUAGAGUUUCUCUUCACCAAAGAAAGCCAACGUCUAUCAGCAUGACUGAGCUGUGCAUUGCCAUGACCGAAUUGGUCCACAUCUAUAUCGACAUGGAAGACUACGGUGUGGCGCAAGAACUGUGCUUAUCGGUGGUCCAAAACUACAAAACUAUCCCGGGAGUCAAUUUUCCGGACAGCCGGGCCGCAUAUGCGAUGGAAGACAUGGAGAUGUUGAAGGGGCAAUCUGCUGGCUGA